Messenger RNA from Oryctolagus cuniculus (rabbit), 1916 nucleotides. RefSeq names its product otopetrin 3 (gene OTOP3). The record is from RefSeq and is a predicted model, not a curated record. Gene Ontology annotation, biological process: proton transmembrane transport. Gene Ontology annotation, cellular component: membrane. NCBI's taxonomy places the organism in Eukaryota, Metazoa, Chordata, Mammalia, Lagomorpha, Leporidae. Gene Ontology annotation, molecular function: proton channel activity.
CCUGGCACAGUAAUUAACGAGGGAUUAAUAAGAUUCCCAAAGUCAACAGAAAAAUCGAUGGGCAGGGGAGCCCGAGCGGAGGCUGUGCAGUCGCACUGGGCCGUCGGUCGGUCCGGGCGCCCGAGCCUCCCCUGGACGCACGGUAGGCGCUGCGCCCGCAGCCUGGGGCAAGCCGGUGGCGAUGACUGCCCAGGCCUCAGUCCCUGCUGCGGAAGCUCUGCCCAUGCCCCUUCCCGAAGCUCGGGAGCCUGGAGUGGACACGCGGGUUGAGCAGCCGGAGGCCCCAGACUCCACUCGGCAGAAGUCCUGGCUGGCGCUGUAUCUGUCACUGCUACUGCGGCGGGACCGGCUGGCCCAGAAAGCCGGACAGCUCUUCUCGGGGCUCCUGGCCCUCAACGUGCUGUUCCUGGGCGGGGCCUUCAUCUGCAGCAUGAUCUUCAACAGUGUGGCCGUCACGCUGGGCGACGUGUGGAUCCUGCUGGCAGCCCUCAAGGCCCUCUCCCUGCUCUGGCUACUCUAUUACACGGUGGGCACCACCCGCCGGCCUCACGCCGUGCUCUACCGGGACCCUCACGCUGGCCCCAUCUGGGUACGGGGCUCCCUGGUGCUGUUCGGCAGCUGUACCGUCUGCCUCAACGUCUUCCAAGUGGGCUACUACGUGAGCCACAGCCACUGCAAAUCACAGCUGGAGGUCAUCUUCCCCGUGAUCGAGAUCGUCUUCAUGGGCAUGCAGACCUGGGUGCUCUGGAAACAUUGCAAGGACUGUGUUCAGGUGCAGACCAACUUCACCAGGUGUGGCCUGAUGCUGACCCUGGCCACCAACCUGCUGCUGUGGAUUCUGGCUGUGACCAACGACUCCAUGCACCGCGAGAUUGAGGCCGAGCUCAACGCCCUCAUGGAAGAACACACAGGCAACCAGACGAGCGUCUGUCUCUGUGUGAACGCCACGGUGUGCGAGGUCUUCCGGAAGGGCUACCUGAUGCUGUACCCCUUCGGCACCGAGUGCUGCCUCAUCUGCUGUGCCGUGCUCUACGUCAUGUGGAAGAACGUAGGCCGCCGCCUGGCGCCCCACCCCGGCGCCCACCCCGGCUCCCCGUCCUUCCGCCUGCACGGGGCCAUCUUCGGGCCGCUGCUGGGCCUGCUGGCUCUGGUGGCGGGAGUAAGCAUCUUCGUGGUCUUCCAGAUCGAGGCCAGCGGCCCCGCCAUGGCCCGCCAAUACUUCACCCUCUAUUACGCCUACUACGCGGCCGUGCUGCCCGCCAUGAGCCUGGCGUGCCUGGCGGGCACGGCCAUCCACGGGCUGGAGCAGCGGGAGCUGGACACGCUCAAGAACCCCACGCGCAGCCUGGACGUGGUGCUGCUGAUGGGCGCCGCGCUGGGCCAGAUGGGCAUCUCCUACUUCUCCAUUGUGGCCAUCGUGGCCACGGACCCCCACCAGCUGCUCAACCGGCUCAUCCUGGCCUACUCGCUGCUGCUCAUCCUGCAGCACAUCGCCCAGAACCUCUUCAUCAUCGAGGGCCUGCACCGGCGCCCCAUCUGGGAGGCGGCUCCCACGGGCCUGGCUGCGAAGCAGGGGGCAGAGCCCCCCCGGAGGGGCUCCCUGCUGUCGCUGAGCCAGGACCUGCACCGGGCCUCGCUGGCCUACAUCCACUCCUACAGCCACCUCAACUGGAAGCGGCGGGCGCUCAAAGAGAUCUCCCUCUUUCUCAUCCUGUGCAAUAUCACGCUGUGGGUGAUGCCGGCAUUUGGUGUCCACCCCGAGUUCGAGAAUGGGCUGGAAAAAGAUUUCUAUGGCUACCGGACCUGGUUCACCAUCGUCAACUUGGGCCUGCCCCUGGGGGUCUUCUACCGGAUGCACUCUGUGGGGGGGCUGGUGGAGGUCUACCUGGGAGCCUGAGGCAGCAGAACCCCGAGGU